AUGGCGAGCGUCGUGGCAACUGCGGCAGCAGAGGUCUCCGUAGUCCAGCCGACGGAGACCGGGCCGUCUAGCUUCUCCCCCGCGGCGUCACCGGCCCAGAAGCAACCACUCAUGGCACCUGGCCCCGCCGCAGCCCCGCAGCCCCCCACGCGCGCGCCGCGCCGCACCGACAUCACCAUCAAGGACUUCCAGCAGAAGGCAUACCUCGGCGACGGCUCCUUCAGCGACGUCAUCCUCGCGCGCCUCAAGGGCGACAACAAGGAUGUCGCGCUGAAGGCCAUGGACAAGAUGCUGCUCGUCCGCGAGAAGAAGGUCGAGGCCGUCAAGACCGAGCGCCAGAUCCUCGACCGCCUCGACCACCCGGGCGUCGCGCGGCUCCUCUACACCUUCCAGAGCGAGACGACGCUGUAUUUGGCGAUGGAGCCCUUCCUGCGGGGCGAGCUGUUUGACCAAAUUCGCCUGCGCAGGGGGCUCCCGCUCGACGCCGCGCGGCAGUGGGCCGCCGAAAUCGUCGACAUCCUCGCGUACCUGCGGCAAGAGGGCGUGAUCCACCGGGACAUCAAGCCGGAGAACUUCCUCCUGGACGAGCGCGCGCACCUCACGCUGAUCGACUUCGGCUCCGCGAAGGAGGUGGGCGGCCCGGACCCCGACGGCAACUCCUUCGUGGGCACCGCGGACUACGUGCCGCCGGAGCUCCUCGACAAGAAGCCCGUGACGCCCGCGGCGGACCUGUGGGCGUUCGGCUGCGUCCUCUUCCAGAUGCUCACGGGCGCGACGCCCUUCUGCGGCGACACGGAGUACCUCACCCUGCAGCGCAUCCACGCGCUGGACUACGCGCUGCCGAGCGACGCGGACGCCGACGCGGCGGACCUCGUGCGGCGGCUGCUGGUGCGGGAGCCGGAGGAGCGGAUCGGGUUCGCGGACGUGGGCGAGGUGCAGCGCCACGCGUUCUUUGCGGGGGUGGACUGGGGGGCGCUGCGGGAGCGGGAGGGGCCGGAGGUGGUGGAGCUGCCGCGGGCGCCGCGCAUGGGGAGCAGCAUGGCGGAGGGCGACAGCUCGCACAGCAUCGGGGCGGACCUGGAGAAGCUGGGCCUGCGGUAG
Pedinophyceae sp. YPF-701 is the source of this 1101-nucleotide messenger RNA. Lineage: Eukaryota; Viridiplantae; Chlorophyta; Pedinophyceae. The record is from the annotation of a GenBank genome assembly.